This is a messenger RNA of Striga asiatica, 1129 nucleotides long. NCBI's taxonomy places the organism in Eukaryota, Viridiplantae, Streptophyta, Magnoliopsida, Lamiales, Orobanchaceae. The record is from the annotation of a GenBank genome assembly.
ACAAGCAAAUUCUUCAAUUAGGAACUCAUUUUUGGCUUAGUUUAUUUCAUCUUCUUUAAUUGAUCAAUUGGGUUGAUCAAAUAAGGACCAACAAUAGGUCUCAAUGAGGGUUCAUACCCUUAUAACAUUUUUCUUGCUCUUAUUGUUUUGUGCUGUUAGCAUUUGCAAUGCUAAUGGCCAAACAUUUGAAGUUGUUGGGGCUGCAGAGUGUGUUGAUUGCAAGGAGAAUAAGUUUAAUCCAAGCCAAGCCUUUUCAGGUCUUCGAGUGACCAUUGACUGCAAACUCGAAUCCGGCAAGAUCAAAAGGGUCGGCGAAGCAGUCGAGCUAGAUGAACAAGGCCAAUUCAGAGUCUCACUCCCGAAAGACAUUGUUGUUCAAAACAGGCAAAAGCUCAGAGACAAAUGUUACGCGCAGCUCCACAGCUCGGCCGCCAUCCCUUGCCCUGCCCACGACGGUCUAGAAGCCGCUAAAAUUGCUUUCGAGUCCAAAACCGAUAAAGGCUCGACUUUUGUCCCGGCUAAGAACCUUCGGUUCUCGUCGGCAUUGUGCACUUCCAAAUUCUUGUGGCCCCACUACCACAAACACCCUCCUCUCUCCAAGUCACAUUUCAUUUGGAAGAAGAAAUUUCCCAAAAUUAAAUUCCCACCCCUCAAGAACUUUGUCCCUCCUUUCCCACCCCUCUACAAGCCCAAGCCGUCGAUCCCCAUUUACAAGCCGCCGACCGUCCCUAUUUCCAAGCCAAAGCCUCCGACCGUCCCCAUUUACAAGCCGAAGCCACCGGUUUACAAGCCCAAGCCCAAGCCCAAGCCAAAGCCACUUCCUCCAACGGCUCCGGUUUACAAGCCCAAGCCCAAGCCAAAGCCACUUCCUCCAACGGCUCCGGUUUACAAGCCCAAGCCCAAGCCCAAGCCACUUCCUACACCGGCUCCAGUUUACAAGCCCAAGCCUCCAGUUUAUAAGCCACCGAUCGUGAUCAAGCCAUUGCCACCACCGAUUCCACUAUUUCCACACCCGCCGUUUUACAAGAAGCCUUGCCCUCCAUUCCCAAAAGUUCCUAAAAAAGACUAUCACCACCCCAAAUUCGGAUAUUAUUUCCCGCCACUCCCACCUUCUAUUCCUCAACCAUGA